GUAACUGUGAGGCAUGCAGCUCAAGAGACGGAUAAAGUAGAGCGAGCGUGAGUUGUCAGCAGUCGGAGAUCACACGCGCGAGAGUGAGGGGGAAUAACAGCCAACUGCAAAUUAGUGCCAAAUCUAUCGGAGUAGUGCUCAGCGACCCCACAGGAGGCGAAAUCCGAGAAAGAAGAGGAAGCUAUUGUAUUUACAAGAACACAAAUAAAACCCCUAAGCUCAUUGCUACACACUCCAUCAUAAGAAGAAAAAGACGGAAGGAAAUAAUAGCGGGACUGGGGAGUCUCAAGGCAACGCUACACUCUUUGCAAGUUUAGACAAAGACGACUUAACAAAAUUGAUCAAAUCGCGGUCAAGAUGCCUCGGGUAGUCCCGGAUCAGAGGAGCAAGUUCGAGAACGAGGAGUUCUUCAGGAAAAUCAGCCGCGAGUGCGAGAUUAAAUACACCGGUUUCCGAGACCGGCCGCACGAGGAGAGGCAAGCCCGCUUUCAGAACGCGUGCCGUGACGGCCGCUCAGAGAUAGCUUUUGUGGCAACCGGCACCAACCUCUCGUUGCAGUUCUUCCCAGCCAACCUUCAUGGGGAUCAGCGGCAGGCGCCCGCCCGAGAAUAUGUGGACUUCGAGCGGGAGACGGGAAAGGUAUAUCUGAAAGCUCCUAUGAUCCUGAAUGGAGUGUGUGUGAUCUGGAGAGGCUGGAUUGAUCUUCAGCGUCUUGAUGGAAUGGGUUGUCUGGAGUAUGAUGAUGAGAGGGCGCAGCAGGAAGAUGCUCUAGCACAGGCAGCCUUUGAGGAGGCCCGCAGAAGGACCCGUGAUUUUGAAGACAGGGAUCGUUCACACCGUGAGGACCUGGAGGACCCUGUGGCAUCAAAAAUCUGGGACUGAUGGCCUUCAGCGACCAGGCCCAGGCGACAGCAGGACCCCAGCCCUGGCUCCAACAUGGCCAACACUGACGAUCGCAAGAUGCGCUAGCAGCGUUUACCAAAGCGGACAGGGAUAAGGGUCAAAAGAGCUCCAUCACCACAGCAAUCCCAUCUCCUGAUGCCUCGUUUAUCACAGGACAGACCAAAGUCCACUCCCAUUGGGAAUUUCGGGUGGGAUGUCUGGGUUAGGUAGGGGUAACGGUGGUCAAUCUUUUAGUCUGAUGAAGGGGCUGGGUGGGUUGGGCUGGGCUGGUAUUGAUGUAAGUCAAAGAUUCAUUUGCAUUUGAUUUAGACCCUUGUUUCUUCUUGGGAUUUUUGCACUAUGUGAAACUUUCAGUUUAUGUCCCCAAAUGGCCUUUCGGUAUGCAUGGUUUUCCUACCUACCUAUGUUUGCUCUUGUCCUCUCUAUGCAAGGCAUCUUAUUUUAUUGUUUAGCCCUAUUGUAUUGAAAUUACAUUUUUUAAUUAUUUACUCAGAUGUUGUGUGAACGUCAUGAUGUUUACUUUUUUGUAUUUAAAUUUUUUAUCUAUAUAUAAUUGUCUAUCCUUGUGCUUCCAUAGAAUAAACUAGUAAAUGUUGCUAGGUAGAUUUGUGCAGUAGAGUAGAACAUGUUUUUUUAUAUUUAAAAAAGAAAAAUCUAGAAAGAGGCUGCUUAUGAUGUGGAUGAGGAUGUCUUUUUCUUCUACCAUCCUUCUCCAUGUUCUGUCUUCCACUCUCUUUCUGUUGCAAGCAGUUGAAACAUGCUUUGAACGUGAACCAAGCAGCAGAAUGUGAAUAUUGAGGUCAGUGUUACUCUGAGUGGUACUCUACACAAAAUGAGGCCGACAUUUGGUUUUUCACCCUACAUUUGUGCUUAUUUCAGUCGCUCUGCUUUUUCUUUCAUUUAUGCUUUUCUGGUUAUGUUUUCGUCAUGCCUUGGCAGUAAUGUAGGCAGGCUUUUCACAGUGUUUCGCUGCAUAUUAUUUUUACUCUGGAGUUUCCUAAAUUAAUACUUUAUCCAUAAUUUAAAUUCAUUAUCCAAAAUGGAGAAAGUUUUUUACUUAUUUUUUUUUUAUUCUCUCUCUCCCUCUGUCUCUUCUCUCUUAUAUAUAUAUAUUAUACACAUACAUAUUUUACCUGCUUUUCUGUUUUCUUUGGGAUUUCAAUGAGAUUUUAAAAACCAGCUUAAUGUAUGCAGUUAUUUAUCAUUUUAAACUAGUUAUGAAUGAAAAAAAUGGGUGAAGUUUUAAACGGUUUCCACUCAGAAAUGUGACCCAAAGUGUAAUAAAUGACAGUAAUGUUUAUGAAACGUAAAGCUGUAAUUUCUGGACAGAUUUUAAAUUAUUUUAUAUUUAAAAUCUGCCUCUGUUAUUGUAAUAUGCAACUGCUUAUCUCUUGAUAAGAUGAUCAUAUACAGGUUUUAAGGGGAUAUACAACUCAGUCAGUGUUUUAAGACAGUAAGUGUGGUUGAAUGUGGGGAAGAAAAGAGGAUGGAAAUCAAUUGCUACAAAUGCUACUCUGGAUACAUACGGAAAGCUCAUAAUUGAACAACAACAUAGCAAUACGCUGUAAAUGGUAGCAAAGUGGUAGAAUCUGCAUUAACUGGUCUCUUCCAACAUUUUAAUUUACUUUUAGCAUUAUUGCCUCAUCUCAUUGGUAUGUUGUUUAUCCCACAGCCAAUACUUACUAUUUAAGGGCAAAGUUUUUUUUAGAUUUUUUUAUGAGAUGCUGCAGGAUAAGGUAUGGCCUACCUCUAGCUUAAACCAAAAAUAAGCAAAUGUACACAAAAAGAGCUUAUUUAUUGAAAGCAAGUUCAUGUUGUUUUGAGUUCUGAGGAAAAACGAAUCAUGGUUUAGUAGAAUUUAAAGCUUUAAAUCAUAGUGGGAACUUAUACCAUUCUAUGAUCAGAGGCCGUGUACCAGGAGGAUAUUGGGGUCUGGCUAUAUAUUAAAGAUGCCAGAGGAAGAGAACUUGACCAAUCCAGAUUCAACAAUACAGUUCUGCUACAAUUCUGUGUACAGUCUCCUUGCAUUGCUAUCCUCUCCUUUCUAUGUGUUUUAUGUUUUGUAUAAAAGAAAUAACCUUGCUGGCCCCCAUAAUAAUGUUUUUCUCACCCCUUUACUUAAUGCUGGCAUUAAGGCAAAAUACACACCAGGUACAGAAUGGCUCUUUUUUUAAUGAUUGAAUAAAUAAAAUGUUUAUUUUCUUAAUUGUUUUUAAGUUAUUGAUGAGGGUAUACUGAUUAUUAUCAGUUACAUUAUCAUCAUACUUUCAUUAUCAGGUUCCACUAUGAUAUGAAUUUCUGUAUGGUUAUUGCUUGCUUUUUCCCUUUGGCUCCCUAAGGUCUUUGGUUUUGGCGUUUAUUGUUAUUAAUAUUAUUCUUUGUUUCACAUUUUAAGUGAGUUAAUUGAAGUGUAAUGUUUGAAUGGUUUCUUAAUAAAUUUGUU
This is a messenger RNA of Xyrauchen texanus (razorback sucker), 3346 nucleotides long. Its product is annotated as core-binding factor subunit beta-like. Gene Ontology annotation, cellular component: core-binding factor complex; nucleus. Gene Ontology annotation, biological process: regulation of transcription by RNA polymerase II. The record is from RefSeq and is a predicted model, not a curated record. Bases 358 to 882 code for a protein of 174 amino acids. Gene Ontology annotation, molecular function: transcription coactivator activity; sequence-specific DNA binding. NCBI's taxonomy places the organism in Eukaryota, Metazoa, Chordata, Actinopteri, Cypriniformes, Catostomidae. The transcript has 7 exons.